This is a messenger RNA of Rubroshorea leprosula, 1200 nucleotides long. The record is from the annotation of a GenBank genome assembly. NCBI's taxonomy places the organism in Eukaryota, Viridiplantae, Streptophyta, Magnoliopsida, Malvales, Dipterocarpaceae.
AUAUUUGACCCAUUCCUAUUACUGUAGUUUGAAGGUGCUUCAAUGGCUGAGAAAAGCAAGAUUCUGAUCAUUGGAGGAACUGGGUACAUCGGAAAAUUCAUUGUUGAAGCCAGUGCAAAGGCCGGCCAUCCCACCUUUGCCUUGGUCAGGGAGAGCACUGUCUCUGAUCCUCUUAAGGGAAAAGUUGUGGAGAAUUUUAAGAACUUGGGUGUCACAUUGCUAUAUGGAGAUUUGUACAACCAUGAGAGUUUGGUUCUGGCAAUAAAACAAGUGGAUGUUGUGAUAUCCACAGUGGGGUUCAUGCAGAUUGCAGAUCAGGUUAAGAUCAUUGCUGCAAUUAAGGAAGCUGGAAACAUUAAGAGGUUCUUCCCUUCAGAGUUUGGGAAUGAUGUGGAUCGAGUUCAAGCUGUUGAGCCAGCAAAAUCAGCAUUUGCUAUGAAAGCUCAAAUCCGCCGAGCAGUUGAGGCUGAAGGACUCCCUUACACGUAUGUUACCGCCAACUACUUUGCUGCGUAUUUUCUCCCUAAUUUGCUACAACCUGGAGCCACUACACCCCCCAGAGACAAGGUUGUUAUCCUGGGAGAUGGAAAUGUGAAAGGUGUUUUCAAUAAGGAAGAGGACAUCGCAACCUACACCAUCAGAGCAGUCGAUGACCCAAGAACACUGAACAAGAUCCUGUAUAUUAAACCUCCUAAGAACACUGUUUCCUUCCACGAGCUUGUUGCCAUUUGGGAGAAGUUGAUUGGGAAAACCCUGGAGAAAAGUUACAUCCCAGAGGAGAAAAUUCUCAAAGACAUUCAAGAAGCUCCAAUUCCACUUAAUGUUGUAUUAGCAAUCAACCAUUCAGUCAUGGUGAAGGGCGAUCACACCUACUUUGAGAUCGAACCAUCAUUUGGAGUGGAGGCUUCUGAGCUAUACCCAGAUGUCAAAUACACCACUGUGGAAGAAUACCUGAGACAAUAUGUUUAAAAGAAACCGGUCCACCAAGCUCUCCUCGGUUUCUUAAAUAUAAAAAACUGAAAUGAGGUUUAUGCACUGGAAUAGGAUUGGUGUGUGGUUCAUCAGUAUCUUGUUAUCUUCGAGCAGAGUUUUGUGGACUCUUGCAGCUGAGCUGCUCUGCUCUUCUAUAUGAGUCAUGUUAAAUUAAAGCAACUGAUUAUAUGGGCUUGUUUUUGUAUUUACUAAAUCUCAUAUUGCAAA